GUGUAUGCUGCAAGGAACAUAGCGAAGCUGAAAUCGAGAAACGAUGGAACACGAAGACGAAACUAUCUACAAUUCCGGCGACUCUGCAAGAUCUGAACCCGAUUACCACGUCUCCCCCGAAUCAAAUGGCUCCGACUGUGAUACCGAAGAUGAAGAAAUUCAGGCUCCCCGUUUGGCUCCGCCGCUUAACCUCCGACGGAAGUCGCAAAACGUAGCGGCCCUCGUGAGGGGAAACCUGGAAGUGAAUCGGCAGUCGCUAUUUCCUCGAGUUUAUUCUGUGGUGGGUUCAGAGGCCACCAUAAGAAAGCCCUUUAAGCCUCCUUCCUCCUUUGGAUACUCUGAGAACAAAGAGCAGCUGGCACGCCGGCUUUCUGCUCGCAAGCGGUUUGUGCCAUGGGGGUCCACGAGGCCUGUUCUAGUCCACAUCACGAACAGUUUUAGUACUCCCAUGACUGUUGAGAACGAUCCCGAGGAAAGUGAAUCACUUCCCCCAGAAAUUGAACCCUUGAUGUUGUGGCAGCCAGAAGAGGCCAAGGACCAAAGUGAUGAAUCUUUUAUAAUUGUAGAUCCCCUGCUUGUGAAGUUUCUCAGACCCCAUCAAAGAGAAGGUGUGCAGUUCAUGUUUGAUUGUGUUUCGGGUAUGCUCAGUGCUGAAAACAUCAAUGGAUGCAUUUUGGCUGAUGAUAUGGGGUUGGGAAAAACCUUGCAGUCGAUCACACUUCUGUAUACCCUUCUUCGUCAAGGAUUUGAUGGGAAACCAAUGGUUAAAAAAGCAAUAAUUGUGACUCCUACUAGUCUUGUGAGCAACUGGGAGGAUGAAAUCAAGAAAUGGGUCGGGGAAAGAGUUAAGCUUGUUGCUCUUUGUGAGAGUACCCGGGAGGAUGUUAUCUCUGGAAUUGAUAGUUUUACUAGGUCCCCAAGUCCUUUACAGGUAUUGAUUAUUUCUUAUGAGACAUUUCGAAUGCAUUCUUCAAAAUUCAAUCAAAAUGGAUCCUGUGACCUACUCAUAUGCGAUGAGGCUCACAGGCUAAAGAAUGACCAAACAUUGACCAAUCGAGCACUAGCUUCUCUAUCGUGCAAACGCCGCAUUUUGCUCUCCGGCACUCCGAUGCAAAAUGAUCUGGAGGAGUUCUAUGCCAUGGUUAAUUUCACAAAUCCAGGAGUCCUGGGUGACGCUUCAUAUUUUCGGCGAUAUUAUGAGAUGCCAAUUGUUUGUAGUCGAGAGCCAACAGCUACUGAAGAAGAAAAGAGACUUGGCUCAGAGCGCUCUACAGAACUAAGUGCAAAAGUAAACCAGUUUAUAUUGCGAAGGACAAAUGCAUUACUAUCUAACCACCUACCACCCAAGAUAGUUGAAGUAGUGUGCUGCAAAAUGUCGCCACUCCAAUCUCAGCUCUACAGCCAUUUUAUCCAAUCAAAAAAUGUCAAAAGAGCAAUUUCAGAGGAAGCAAAGCAAGCAAAGAUCUUAGCAUAUAUAACUGCUCUUAAGAAGCUCUGCAAUCACCCAAAGUUAAUAUAUGAUACAAUUAAGGGUGGUAGCCCGGGAACAUCAGGAUUUGAUGAUUGUUUGCGUUUCUUCCCACCAUCAAUGUUUUCUGGAAGAUCUGGAUCCUGGACUGGUGGAGAUGGGGCAUGGGUUGAGCUAUCCGGAAAAAUGCAUGUAUUAUCCCGGUUACUGGCUCAGCUUCGUCAAAAAACAGAUGAUAGGAUUGUUCUAGUUUCAAAUUACACUCAGACAUUGGAACUUUUUGCUCAAUUAUGUCGUGAAAGAAGAUACCCAUUCCUACGACUUGACGGGAGUACAUCAAUCAGCAAAAGACAGAAGUUGGUUAAUCAUUUUAAUGAUCCUUCAAAGGAUGAGUUUGCAUUUCUCUUGAGUAGCAAAGCUGGUGGGUGUGGCCUCAAUUUAAUUGGUGGAAAUCGACUGGUUCUCUUUGAUCCUGAUUGGAAUCCUGCCAAUGAUAAACAAGCUGCUGCAAGGGUCUGGAGGGAUGGCCAGAAGAAGAGAGUCUACAUCUAUAGGUUUUUGAGUACUGGCACCAUUGAAGAAAAGGUUUACCAGCGUCAGAUGUCAAAAGAAGGUCUUCAAAAAGUUAUUCAACAGGAGCACGUAGAUUCGGAGAUGGGAAAUCUACUUUCAACGGAAGAUCUACGCGACCUGUUCACGUUUCAUGAGAACACAAGUUCGGAAGUUCAUGAAAAGAUGUGCUGCAACCGCUGUAGACAAGAAGAAAUGAUGGCUGAUAGCAAUCUCGCACCUGAGUGCACGAAUGGGGGCUGCCAAAUUGAUGAAGAGGACAUAGGGGGAUUUGCAGGCAUUGCCGGGUGCUCCGGAAGUUUGAAAAUCCAUGAAAAACAGGUUGGGAUUCCCAAGGAAGAGGAUUUAGCUAGCUGGGGGCAUCAUCAUUCUCCAUCAUCUGUACCUGAUCUCAUACUUCAGGCUUCCGCUGGAGAUGAGGUUUCAUUUGUUUUUACAAAUCAAAUAGAGGGAAAACUUACCCCUAUUGAAUCAAAAGUGAGAGCAAAGAUAGAGGUGGUAGAACGCAAAGGCUUCUCUGUUUUAAAAAGAGGCCUCUCCUCACAAGCAGUGUUGCCAUGUAAGACCAAAGAAAUGUCUCCAGCAAUCCCUUUUAGUAAAGAUGCAAGAAGCUCAUUCAAUUUGAAUACUCUGCCUCAGCCACACACAAAACUAAUGCGAACUUUAGAAGGUAAAACUAAAAUCUCGCUGUCACGGAAAAGCUCAGCGAGUUUUCAAAACCCUUCAAAUCGGUUAUCUCCUGCUUGCACCAGUGAUGAUGAUUUUGUGUAGGUUUAAGUCAUUUUGCUAGCUCUUGUUUUUCUAGGCUUUUCCCCAAUUUAUCACAAAAUAGUCACAGUAAUCAUAUUUAGGCUGGGAUACACACUAUUUUCCCAUUGGAUACACAGAAUUCUCAUGAGCAACAGAAUGUUGUCUUACAGAAGGAAACAUGAAUAAAGUAAAUAAAUUCUUUGUUCUUUGGAUAAA
Messenger RNA from Salvia splendens (bonfire salvia), 3004 nucleotides. Its product is annotated as protein CHROMATIN REMODELING 25. The record is from RefSeq and is a predicted model, not a curated record. Gene Ontology annotation, biological process: reciprocal meiotic recombination; double-strand break repair via synthesis-dependent strand annealing. Gene Ontology annotation, cellular component: nucleus. NCBI's taxonomy places the organism in Eukaryota, Viridiplantae, Streptophyta, Magnoliopsida, Lamiales, Lamiaceae. The transcript has 21 exons. Gene Ontology annotation, molecular function: ATP binding; DNA translocase activity. Bases 44 to 2809 code for a protein of 921 amino acids.